UGUGUGCGUGCGUGCGCGUGCGCGCGUGUUCUCCUCCAAACUGCUCUAGGUCCACGGUGACAAGCUUUCGCCACACCACUCUGUCACGAAAUCUGUGCCGUGGGCUGUUCGCCGCUGUCGUGCUGUUUGCGGUGUAGGAAUACAGGCUGUUUAUGGAUUCUCCGCCGGAUCCCGAGAGCGACCCGGGCAUGAGCAGCUCCGAGCCCGCUACGCCAGUCAUGGACACGCCGGCGAGCAUGAAGACCCAGCGAAACGGCGACCACCAGACCCCCGUCAGAAGACACAGCUGCUCCAGUUCCAGCAAAGGAGUAUCAGCGGUAGCAAAGAAGACACAUACAUCGCAAAUUGAAAUAAUUCCCUGUAAGAUCUGCGGAGAUAAAUCAUCAGGGAUCCACUAUGGCGUCAUCACUUGUGAAGGUUGCAAGGGUUUCUUCAGGAGGAGUCAGCAGAGUAAUGCAGCCUACUCCUGCCCACGCCAGAAGAACUGUCUGAUCGACCGCACCAGUCGUAACCGCUGUCAACACUGUCGCCUGCAGAAAUGUCUGGCCGUGGGCAUGUCGCGAGACGCGGUGAAGUUUGGCCGUAUGUCCAAAAAGCAGAGGGACAGCCUCUACGCCGAGGUUCAGAAGCACCGUCUGCAGCAGCAACAGCAGCAGGGACAGGCCAGCCACCUUCUCCACUCCCACUCCAGCCUGAGCAGCCAGACCCCGGGGGAGGCCGAGCCCAUCUCUCCCCCCUACGGCCUGGCCUCCAUGGGCCUCACCGAGCUGCACGAUGAGCUGGGAGGCUACAUGGAGCAGAACUCCCCCGAGGGAGGCUCUGCAUCCUCCAAGGCGGACUCCAGUGGAGGAGGAGGAGGCGGAGGGGUGGGGGGGUUCUACCUGGAUAUCCAGCCGUCCCCGGACCAGUCCGGCCUGGACAUCAACGGCAUCAAACCAGAACCGCUCUGUGACUACGGCUCCACUAACGGCUUCCUCCCCUACUGCUCCUUCAGCAACGGAGAGACGUCGCCAACGGUGUCCAUGGCCGAGCUUGAGCACCUGGCCCAGAACAUCUCCAAGUCACAUCUGGAGACGUGUCAGUACCUGAGGGAGGAGCUACAGCAGAUGACCUGGCAGGCCUUCUUGCAGGAGGAGGUGGACAGCUACCAAAGCAAGCCGCGGGAGGUGAUGUGGCAGCUGUGUGCCAUCAAGAUCACUGAGGCAAUCCAGUAUGUGGUGGAGUUCGCCAAACGCAUCGACGGCUUCAUGGAACUGUGCCAGAAUGACCAGAUAGUGUUGCUGAAAGCAGGUUCUCUAGAGGUGGUCUUUGUCAGAAUGUGCCGGGCUCUUGACAUGCAGAACAACACCGUCUACUUUGAUGGGAAAUACGCAGGGCCAGAUGUCUUUAAAGCCUUAGGUUGUGAUGACUUGAUAGCAUCUGUGUUUGACUUUGCCAAGAACAUGUGUUCGCUGCAUCUGUCUGAGGAAGAGAUCGGUGUGUUCUCGGCCUUCGUGCUCCUGUCUGCAGACCGUUCCUGGCUUCAGGAGAAAGUGAAGGUGGAGAAGCUUCAGCAGAAGACCCAGCUGGCUCUGCAACAUGUCCUGCAGAAGAACCACCGAGAGGAUGGCAUACUCACCAAGUUGAUUUGCAAGGUGUCGACGUUGCGGGCCCUCUGCAGCCGGCACACAGAGAAGCUGUCGGCAUUCAAGGCGGUCUACCCGGACAUCGUCCGAACCCACUUUCCUCCCUUAUACAAGGAACUGUUUGGCUCAGACUUUGAACAGGCCAUGCCUGCAGAGGGCUAGUCGCUAACAGGUUCUCUACGGUGCGGUACCGCAUUCUGACUGUACCUAACCGUAUUUGUACGGUUUUUGGGCUGUAAUAUUGAGAGCCCCACUGCCGAGGGGAAAACGGACAGACCCUCUGUCAGUGACGUGGCCACUACACUUACACAGACAGCCGGCGUGCUUUGCAAAAUGAAAGGAUCUCACCUCCUUCUCUUCUUCUUCAUUUUUCUUCACCUCACCAUCGUCCUCCUUCUCCUACUCUUCGUCAUCCCCUUGACGUCUAGAUUAGAUGGAUCCCAAGGGAUGAGAAUGAGGAUGUCACGUCCAUAGUGCUUACAGCAGAGCUUGUAAAAUUUAUCAGGUCACAAACCCACCACCCACAAUGACACUGUACUUACUGGCAAAGCCCUGAGGCCAAUAUAAACAUGUCAGAUGGUGAACUUUGACAUCACAUUAUGAUUUUUAUUUUCCUUUUUCACAGUACUUCAUAAUAAUUGGAGGAAGCCUAGCGGCAACAAAUGUUCAUAAUGCCGUCACAAUGACUAAAAAAAUAUUAUAAAUCAGUUUUUUUCAUAGCUCAGAAGUGAUCAUGUAACCCCCUGCGGAGGCUGAAAACCACUUAAUGAUAAAUGGCCCUGUGCAUGUUGGUAUAAAUGGAUGGCUCAAAUUUGAUUUGUCUCCAGAGAUGUCAGUUUCCACAAAAUGGUAUGUUAAUGUCAAAAGAUGACUUGUUUUGAUUAUCUUGAUAUUUCUAAAACUUCAUUUUUAAAUCAUGGAGAAAAAAAAAAGAAGAUUACGAUACCUUUUUUUUUCAUCAAACUGUUUUCUUUCUUUGGAGGUGGAUGCUGUCAUUCAGCUGGUUUCUCUCUAUCUCCCGUUAGUGAGCCGUACCUGUGCACGAUGCAGCAUGAAACACACAAGCACCAGAACAAAAAGGAUCAUUUGAUCAAAAAACUUUGGAGCGAAUGAAAAAAACAAAAAGCCCAGCAUAUAUUAUGAGUAUGUGUCGGUCAAGUCCAACCUGCUCUGGAAGGGAGAGUUAAAAAAAAGGAGAAAAUGGGAAAUGUGAAGUUUUAUUCCAAAAUGAAAUAUCCAAAAAAAAAUUUUUUUUUUGAAGAGUCAAUGUGAAGUGGUAGCUUACACACACACAAAAAAAGGUACAUUUUGGGGCAUCUGGGUGGCGUGGGGGUCUAUUCCAUUGCCUAUCAACAUGGGGAUCAUCAGUUCGAAUCCCUGUGUUACCUCCAACUUGUUCGGGCGUCCCUACAGACACAAUUGGCUGUGUCUGCGGGUGGGAAGCCGGAUGUGGGUAUGUGUCCUGGUCGCUGCACUAGCGCCUCCUCUGGUCAGUUGGGGUGCCUGUUGGGGGGGGGGGACUGGGGGGAAUAGCAUGAUCCUCCCACGCACUACGUCCCCCUGGCGAAACUCCUCACUGUCUGGUGAAAAGAAGCGGCUGGUGACUCCACAUGUAUCGGAGGAGGCAUGUGGUAGUCUGCAGCCCUCCUGGAUCGGCAGAGGGGGUGCCGCAGUGAUCGGGACGGCUCGGAAGAGUGGGGUAAUUGGCCAAGUACAACUGGGGAGAAAAGGGGAGAGGAAAAAAAAAGUAUAUUUAUAUGGUAAAUUUUGAAGGACAGAUGGUAAUUUAGGGGAUAAUUGACAAGAAAAUAGUGAUUUUAAUAACUUGAUCCUCUAGAUGUUUUUUAAUUUAACAAAAUGGGUACGCUAUUUUGGAAUAACUCUUCAAACUCAGUGGCCACAGAAAAAACAGGACAAUCAGCAACAUAUAGGGUCAGACUUCACCUCCCUCACGGCCAUCACUGAUGAAGAUUUGAUAUUUGGAAACAUGGGCUGAGCUCCAUUGAAGUUGUCCAUUGAACCGUAACAUUGUUCCUUACAGGGUAUGCGAUUACAUCUCCAGGCUAAUCUUGCCAAAAUGACUCAAUGUAAAAAUAUUUUUAGAAACUAUUUUUAAGAACCUGCUGUUAUUGAUUAUAGCUAUGGCUUUCUUAUUGUUCAGUGGAUCAGGCACUUUGAACCUGUUUGUAAUUUAAGAAAAUCUUGUAUUUUGGUUUUUAAGUGUGUUGUUUGCUUUACACAGUAUCGGCGGCAGUAGGUAACCUGAUCCUGCGCUGGUAUGUCUGCCAUCCGAGAUUCAAGAGCAAUAUUUCAAAAUCCUCCUGUGUUUCUCAAGCCCAGACAAAUUGGUCCUUGGCAUCAGCCCCAUCAACAGAAAUCCCCCACCCGUCACCGUGGCUCUGUCCAUCUACCUCCCAUGUCCCCGCCAUCACUGCAAACCCCAUCACAAGCUGCACUUAGAUAUGCGGGUCUCCAUUUUCUCUCCGAUGCACCCAUAUGCUGUGAGAAUGAAUAAUGAAACUGAGCUUUUCGUCCUGGCACCCAGAAAUAGACUAGCAUGGCACAAAAGGAAAUGAGAGAAAUGACACAGAGUAGCAACUUCGUCUAGCUGGAAAUUGAUCAGUACCGCCAUCUAGUGGCCACGACCGUGAAGUAAGUACAGUCAGAUGUUUCUGAUGGCUCACCAGUUUAACCGUGGCCUCGGAGAAGAAGGCAGUGGUCAAGUCACUUUCCAUUGGACUUUUACUUGCAAUUCAAGACUUUUAAAACCACUUUUCAAUAAAAAAAAAACUAUUUUUAAAAUAUGCUAUAGCGAAGGAUUCUUUGUUAAUGUUUCUUUUUUUUUUGCAUUGAGUAAACUGACAGCGCUUGUCCCUGCACCCCUCCGUAUGUACGGAUGUCUCUCUGGUGUGAAGACUCUUGAUUUGAGUUUUUUUUAAUUUAGAGGCAAAACAAUAAGCUGAUAUCCGCUUGUGUGAUUGACUUAUUCCAUGUCUGCUCGCUCGAGUGCUGUUUUUUUUUCUGUCUCCACACCAGUCUGUUUAACAAAGUGUCGUUUCUCAUUUAAAGCAGAGAGAUCUGAACGAUCAAAAACUUCAGACGGAAGUCUUGUCUGAUGGUGAAUGACCUCCAUGUG
This is a messenger RNA of Lampris incognitus (smalleye Pacific opah), 4761 nucleotides long. Its product is annotated as nuclear receptor ROR-alpha A-like. Gene Ontology annotation, biological process: regulation of transcription by RNA polymerase II. Gene Ontology annotation, molecular function: nuclear receptor activity; RNA polymerase II cis-regulatory region sequence-specific DNA binding; zinc ion binding. NCBI's taxonomy places the organism in Eukaryota, Metazoa, Chordata, Actinopteri, Lampriformes, Lampridae. The record is from RefSeq and is a predicted model, not a curated record. The coding region runs from base 153 to 1787 and encodes 544 amino acids. Gene Ontology annotation, cellular component: nucleus. The transcript is spliced from 12 exons.